Messenger RNA from Anopheles bellator, 4318 nucleotides. RefSeq names its product protein single-minded-like. The transcript is spliced from 7 exons. Gene Ontology annotation, biological process: regulation of transcription by RNA polymerase II. Gene Ontology annotation, molecular function: protein dimerization activity; DNA-binding transcription factor activity, RNA polymerase II-specific; RNA polymerase II transcription regulatory region sequence-specific DNA binding. Bases 1 to 3402 code for a protein of 1133 amino acids. The record is from RefSeq and is a predicted model, not a curated record. NCBI's taxonomy places the organism in Eukaryota, Metazoa, Arthropoda, Insecta, Diptera, Culicidae.
AUGCCGAAAAGUCCCACGUCCCGCUGUGCGAUGAAGGAAAAGAGCAAAAACGCGGCCCGAUCGCGGCGCGAGAAGGAGAAUGCCGAGUUCCUGGAGCUGGCCAAGCUGCUGCCGCUGCCGAGCGCCAUCACGUCGCAGCUCGACAAGGCGUCCAUCAUCCGGCUGACCACGUCCUACCUGAAGAUGCGCCAGGUGUUCCCGGAGGGCCUGGGGGACGCGUGGGGCUCGCAGCACAUCCCGAACAAUCCGCGCGACCUCGCCAUCAAGGAGCUCGGGUCGCACCUGCUGCAGACGCUGGACGGGUUCAUCUUCGUCGUCGCGCCGGACGGCAAGAUCAUGUACAUCUCCGAGACGGCCUCGGUGCACCUCGGGCUGAGCCAGGUCGAGCUGACCGGUAACUCGAUCUACGAGUACAUCCACAACUACGACCAGGACGAGAUGACGUCGGUGCUGUCCCUGCAGCCCAACAUGUUCGUCACCUCUCCGGUUGGGGCUGGUGGUGGCGGCGGUGGCGGCGGUAGUGGCGGUGGCGGCGGGGUCGCCACCAUGGCCGACGUCCACGGUUCGUCGGCACUGCUCGGACCCGGUGCCACCGUGCUCGCCAUGGUCGGGGAUACUGCGGCGGUGGUGGAAUCACCCAUCUCACCCUUCGCCGGACUGCUCCAACCGGCGACGCCGGAAUCCCCUCCACAGGGCGCUUCGAUGGCUGCUCCCCAGUCGGCAGGACCCAAUGAGCUACCAUCGUUGCAUCACCACCGUCAACAUCACCAGCAGCAGCAGCAGCAGCAGCAGCAGCAGCAGCAGCUGGCGGAAAGCCUUUCCCCGCUCGGCUCGGCCCCUAGCACACCGUUCGUGGGAGCGGCGUACGGGUACGGGCAGUCCCACCAGCACCACGGUCACUAUCAUCAGAACCACCACCACCACCACCACACCUACGGCCAGCACCAGCACUCCCAGACGAUCGAGAUCGAGCGGACAUUCUUUCUGCGCAUGAAGUGCGUGCUGGCGAAGCGGAACGCUGGCCUCACGACGAGCGGCUACAAGGUGAUCCACUGCUCCGGCUACCUGAAGGCUCGGAUCUACCCGGGCGACGCGACGUACGGCGAUGGGCACAGCUGCAUCCAGAACCUGGGCCUGGUGGCGGUCGGUCACUCGCUCCCACCGUCGGCCAUUACGGAAAUCAAGCUCUACCAAAACAUGUUCAUGUUCCGUGCCAGCAUGGACCUGAAGCUGAUUUUUCUCGACGCCAAGGUCGCCCAGCUGACGGGGUACGAGCCACAGGAUCUGAUAGAGAAAACGCUCUACCAGUACGUCCACUCGGCCGACAUCCUCCAUAUGCGCUACUCGCAUCAAAUCUUAAUGUACAAGGGACAGGUUACGACGAAGUACUAUCGAUUCCUUACGAAGGGUGGCGGGUGGACGUGGGUGCAGUCGUACGCCACCGUCGUCCACAAUACGCGCUCCUCGCGCCCACACUGCAUCGUCAGCGUUAACUACGUGCUUAGCAAUCAGGAAGUGCAGGACCUGCUGCUGAACGAGGUGCAGCACUCCUCCAGUGGCAACCACGUGCACCAGCAUCAGCCGGCGAACGUGAAACCGGAGGUAGUGUCGGUUGUCAGCAGCAAGAAUACGAGCACUGGCAGUGAGGCGUCGAACGACCGCAGCAACGAGCCGGCUACGGCGCUAGUAGCGUCGGUGACCCCGAGUACGGCGGGCGUUCCCACGCACAUGUCUCCGGUCGGUGGUACGCUAGCAACCCGCAGCUCGACGAACACGGUGCCGUCGCAUCCGGCGACCUACCAGUACGGUGCCCUGGCGCCGAUGACGAAGGACUACCCACAGGCGGCCCCGCUGCAGCAGGACCAGCAACAACAGCAUCAGCAGCAGUACCCGCAGCAUUAUCAGCAGGUGCACCAGCAGGAUCAGCAAACCCAGCAACAUCACCAUCAACUCCAGCAGCAACGCCAGCCGUAUCAGCAGCAGCAGCAGCAGGCGAACUUUAUUCAGUUGGCCGCGCUGGACGGUGACGCCAGUAUGGGAGCGGUGCCGGUGGGGCCUUCGGCCUGUUUGGUCGCGCAAGGCCAUGGAGUCGCGCCACCGAUGGCCCUGCACAGCGCCGCGCACGACAGCUACGAGCUGCAGAUGGCCGGGUACGAUGGGUCUGCGGCCGGUGGUGAGCCGAGCGGUGGCGGUGGCUACUGCCUGAACCCGAUGGGCGGUGGGCCGGAGUCUGGCUCCGGCCAACCGGAAGCCGCCGCAGACGCCGGACCGUUCCUGGAACCGUACUACGAGCAGUUCUACGGUGGCGGGUACGACACCCGGAACGAUCCACUCGGGUUGCGCCCGUUUUCGGCCAGCUCAAACAGCUGCAGCAGCUCGGAGGGUGACGGCCCUCCCAUGUCGGCUCCGGUGCACUCGCAGCAACACCAGCCCCAGCAGCAGCUCCAUCACCGGCACCAGGAACCGCCGCGACCGCAGCCGCAUUCAGUCUAUGCCGGUGGGCUUGCGGACGCCGAUGGACAUCAUGGGAACGUGCAGCCUCUCGCCCCUAUGCUCUCGGUGGUGUCCGGUGUGCUGCGGCAGGCGAGCAACCUGGCGUCGGGGCCUGGAUCCGGGCUCGAUUACGGCGAUCUGCUGGAGACCGACAGUGUCGACGAGCUUCACUUUGCUUCCCCGAACGGACAUCACCUCCAGCAUCAUCUUCAUCGGGUCGGCUCCUACCUCUACGAGGCGCCCCUGAAUGGUGGCAAGGUACCACGCGGUGGCACCGACUCCCCAUUUGACACCGUACUCUCACAGCAGCAGCAGCAGCAACAACGCUCCCUGCACGGCUACCUUGAAGAUUCCGAACCGGGGCAGCAGCAGGGUUCGUUGCGUCAGCUCAGCGAACCGAUGGACGAGGCGGCAUCAGCGUUGAUCCACGGCCUCGACAAGAUGUCCCCGAAGCAGGCGACUACGGUUUCUGCUUCCGGCAGAAGCACCACGGCCACAACGGCCAAUGAGAGCUUAACUAAUAACAACGCUAAUCACUGUAACGGGGGCACUAAUGGCGACCCAACCGCCAACCCACAUAAUAAUGGCCACUAUCCACACCCGCAGCACCACCUCGAUCAGCGCAACAACAAAAGCAAAAACAACAACAAUGACAGUAAGAUUAGCAACAACAACGACAUUUCCCAUAGUGCCGGCAAGCGGUACGCGCGUUCGUCCGUGGCACUCGCCGACCAGCCGGACGUCCAGGAGCACUACGCCGACAGCGCGUUCGGUUCCUCCCAGUACACGAGCGUCAUCGUCGAGUCAUCGGCGUCCUCGUCGUCGCCAACGUCGUCCUCGUCGUCGUCCUCAACGUCCUCAGCGUCCCUGCCGCAGGCGGCGACGGCCGGCGAAUUUGGCCGUACUUAGGCGGGCCACCGCCGACACACUGCCUUUUCGAGGCACUUUAAUCAGAAUGAGCACGGGUAGCCGAUUACAGCGGAUUAGAUUAUGAGCAUUAUAUUUUUAUGGUGAAGAGCGCCAAACGGCACCCGGAUGUGCGGAUAUCCGGAAUUCAAUCACUAUGAGUCGAGUCGGGAAUGAGUUUGAUUGCGUUAAUAAGUGUUUUUGUUUGCUUGCUUAACUUGAUUAAUAUAAUAUGCCCUUUCGUUUCAUCGCACCACCUUUGUUUGCUUCGCACCCUCGCGCUAUUGCACCGUUACACUUUUCCCGGCAGGAGGCGCAGCGGCUUUCAUCCUUUUUCGUUUUGGAUUUCCGCUCUUUUUUACGUUCGCUUCGCUGUGAUGUGUCGCUCGUUCUUUUAUUGUUAGUGAGCCACCAAAUAACACCAGAGCAGGAUAGAUUGGCGAUGAGCAUAAUGAUCGAAGUUUUGUUGGGAAUAUAGAGUUGGAAUUCAAAUUGCAUUCAUGAGGCAUGCUAAACUGAACAUCAUGCUCAUUUAUCUGCAGAAAACACAUCGCCUACUUGUACCUGAGUAAAAAAGUGCACAGAAAUGUGGAAACAUACCAAGUGUUGUGUUGGAGCGUUGGAAAUCACAAUAAGUAUUGGACGAGCAGGAAGCACAACAUGAGACGAAACAAGACCAACUUUUUCACAAAGAGCUGCAGGUGUCCAUUCGGGUGGAGCUUAGAGAACACAUGCGCCAUCAGACUGGUUUCGUGUAGGUCAAACCCGAAAUCGCUGCGAUUGAUUGUGUUCUAGUGUAAGUGUACACUUUCGACGUCUUCUGUGGUUCUAAUUUUACUCAUGAUUCAUAUACAUGAUUUUCAUAAGCCUCAUACAGUCUUUCUCCUUUACAUAAAUAAACUCUCAUAGUUUUCGGUGA